Cottoperca gobio is the source of this 3690-nucleotide messenger RNA. Its product is annotated as carboxyl-terminal PDZ ligand of neuronal nitric oxide synthase protein. Gene Ontology annotation, molecular function: nitric-oxide synthase binding. The coding region runs from base 360 to 2042 and encodes 560 amino acids. NCBI's taxonomy places the organism in Eukaryota, Metazoa, Chordata, Actinopteri, Perciformes, Bovichtidae. The transcript has 13 exons. The record is from RefSeq and is a predicted model, not a curated record.
CUACUUUUUACCAUUAUUUGGGCGGGAUGUGAUAUUUUGAGCAUCUUUAUCUGCCAUUUUGGCCGUUUCUACCUGUGUAGGUAUAAACAAUAGAUACUCCUAUAAAUCGGCCGGUCCACUAACACUAAUUAGUUUGUUGACGGGGCACUAAAUUCAGUAGUUUAACAUACAACGGCUAAAAACGUCAAAACCAUUUUAAUUUAGUUUGAACCUUUUCCCCCCCUGUACAAUCAUUUUUCGAUCAAAGCUCUGUGAUAAAAUACUUUAAAAAGUUAACAGCUGUUUACAUAGUUAAGUGAAGACUUUUAAUGUUAAACACACAAUCAUUUUGAAUUUUAGUUACGUUUUUGUUAGCCGAAAUGAUCAGUGCACUUGCUACCAGGCCCCGGCCCGACCACGAAGUCGAGUGUGCGGCACAGCGGCGAACAAGUAGAGCAACGGCGGGGAAGGUUGGUCGAGUUCACUGCGGUUCAGAACACCGGAAAGAGGAUUUCAGGUCGAGAGUGCUGAACAUGUCUUAUCGCACAAAUCCAGACUCGACGCACACCUGUGGGGAAAACGCCAAGGACGAUAAAACAGAGUACGUGGGGAGUCUGGACGUGCCCAGGCCCAACAGUCGGAUGGAGAUCGUGGCAGCCAUGAGGAGAAUCAGGUAUGAAUUCAAGGCCAAGAACAUCAAGAAGAAGAAGGUCAGCAUAGUGGUGUCUGUGGACGGGGUGAAGGUGAUACUGAGGAAGAAACAGAAAAGGAAAGAAUGGACGUGGGAUGAGAGCAAGAUGCUGAUCAUGCAUGAUCCCAUAUACAGGAUUUUCUACGUGUCUCAUGACUCCCAGGACUUAAAGAUCUUCAGCUUCAUCGCGAGAGAUGGUUCCAAUAAUUCCUUCAGAUGUAACGUCUUCAAGUCAAAGAAGAAGACGCAGGCCAUGCGUAUUGUGCGCACAGUAGGUCAGGCCUUUGAAGUUUGCCAUAAGCUCAGUCUGCAGCACGCUGAGCAGGAUGCAGACGGACAGGCGGAUGGAGAGAGUGACAAGUCCACAGAAGAGUCCAGCAGUCACGAUCGUAAGCUGACGGGGGCGGAGCAAGGGGAGGAGGAGGAGCAAGACGGCAAACUUGUAGGAAGACGAGGAGGAGAAGAUCCUUCAGCUGGAACUUCACUGUGUGAAAAGGCAGUCAGCGAGAUCCUGCAGAGUCUGGCUGAACUGAACGUAGUCAAACCUGGACAGACCAUUAUAGACUUUGAUCGGAGGUCCCUCUUCACCGUGACGUCCCAAGGCGUUACUCCCAGCAGCCCUUGCUCUCGCUCUCUCACGCCGCUGGCGUCGCAGCAUUACCUGCAGCUUCUGCAGCAGCAGCUGCAGCAGCAGCAGCAGCACACACAGGUGGCUGUCGCACAGGUGCAGCUGUUGAAAGAUCAGAUGGCGGCAGAAACUGCAGCUCGUAUGGAGGCUCAGGCCCGCGUCCACCAGCUGCUGCUGCAGAACAGGGACUUGCUGCAGCACCUGGCCCUCCUCGUGCAGCAGCUGAAAGAGCUGGAGGCCCGCUUCCCAAAAACACAGCCAGGGCAGCAACAGCAGGAGCCUCUAGCUAAUGGACACAGCGGUCCGCAGUCACCGUGCAGCGCAGUGACAUCAGCGAAGGCUCUGACGCUGAAUCUGAAGAACCACAGCCAGACUCUGGACCAGCUCAUCACCUCCACACCUGCGUGGCCCCCACAAACCUCCCCCCUCUCCCCCACCCAGGUGCACUGCGCUGAGUCCUACCUGAACCUGCUCAACCUGGAGAACGGCACCGACCCGGCCCCGCCAGUCAACGGAGACCCGGACCCCUUCAUCAGAGCCACAGCGGACGACAAGGAGAGCUCGUGCAAUGAUAUCGUCCCUUCCACGCUGAGGAACUCCGGCAACAUGGAGGACAAAUAUAAACAGAUGAUCCCUAAACUCGACCCCCCCCCCCUCUAUGAACCGCAAGCGUGCCAGCAGGACUUUCUCUCCGGGGUCCGAAGUCCCAGCUGUGCCCGCGCCCGGAGAGGUCACCGCGACUGACGGCGCCCCCAGCUGCAGCAGCAGCAGCCUCUCGUUCCCGGACUUCACGCCGAGCUCCGUGUCGUCUGCUGAUUUCCACUCCCUGAGCAACGGCGAGAGCGGCUCCUGCUCGGCGAGCGAGGACUCGGGCGUGCGCUCCGAGACCAAGUCCCUGCUGUCGCCGCCGCGUGAUGAUGACGACCUGUUCGGGGACCACGGGACGUUUUUGACGGCGUCCAGCGGCUGCGACAGUCCCCUGGAGGAGAGGCAUGAGUCGUACCCCACCGAGCCCCUCGCCUCACAUCCGGACACCUGCGAGCGGCCGCCGCCCGUCUUCUCUCCUCUGGACGACACCUGCCUCCACAUCAGCUUCUCCGAGGACGAGCUGCUGGAGAGCAACCAGGAAGAGCCUAACGUCCCUCAGCGGAGUUAGGACGACGAGCCCCCGCAGAGCUUUCACUACGUCCUUCGAUCGGCUCCUAACGCCGUCAGACGCUACGCUUGCACCGGGCUCCACAUCAGGACCUUUAUUAUUCCGUCCACUCGUGACACAGACGUAGCAUAUACCAGUAACUGCAAAAUAAUCUAUUGUAUAAAUUAUUAGCCGACGGACAGAUUUAGUAUUUUUGUAAUGAAAUUAAUGAUCUAAUUUUCUUUUCAGUGACUAGAACGUUGAGCAGAAUACAUGUAGCAAGUCUUGCACUGUUAAGGUCCCGCCUCAGUUAGAACGUGAGGGAACACGUCUUAUUUUUGCUAGUAGUCGACCUUAAAAUGUUGUUUUGUAUGACGCUUCUGCUGAGCUGCCAGCUGGUGUGGGACAUGUCUGCAGAUUUCACAAGAGCCAUCGCGACGAUGUUGGGAAGAGCCUCGCAUUCUGUGACGCACCGAGGCGGGAAGAAAAGAACCAGGAAGUCAGAUGAAGGCAAAAGGGAGGAUAGAAGUGAGGUGUAGCUGUGGUUUGGUGAACGCACAUCCGCGUGUGGGACGUUUUGUUUUCAUUAUCAUUAGUUGGAUGGAUUUUCAGAAUGUUUUCAGCGACUUGUGUUUUGGGUUUUUAGAUUUGCAGGUUUUUGAAGCAGCGCUGAGGAAAUGGAAAACACGAGUAGAAGAUAAAUAUUUACUAAAUAUUUGUCAUUGGACUGAGAUUUUAUAAUAAUAAUAAUAAGAUUUAUUUGUAGAGCACCUUUCAUAUAAGAAUUUCAGCCCAAAGUGCUUCACAGCAAACAUAACAAUUAGUACAAGGACAGUAAGAGCAUUUACAGAACAACGAUCAGUGUAGAUGUACACGAGGCUGAAGUAGCAUUAUACAAAUAGCAGAAUUCAAAUAGUGUAAAAUUAUAGAUUAAGGGAUAAAUAAUACAAAAGAUAAUAAAAAUAUUUAAUUUGCUCCAUGUAGCUGUUCAAAUCCCCUUUCUUUGUUGUUAUGCACGUGGCAAGAGUUUCCUGCGUGAUAUUAUAUAAUAGUUACUAUCAGUUAAGCGCAGGUCUAACGCUCGACGGGUAGAAGCGAUAAUAAAUGGACACGAGAGGACAAGCAGUUUCGGUGUGACGGUGUAAAAGGUUUUAACACCCAGAAUCGAGGCUCUUCUCAACAUCCCGUGUGGCAGGAAGCUGAAACAGCAAUAACACACUGAAGAAAAACAUAAUAAAGAGGAAUAGUUGAACUUCA